Molecule: messenger RNA, 939 nt
Organism: Gracilinanus agilis (Agile Gracile Mouse Opossum)
Lineage: Eukaryota; Metazoa; Chordata; Mammalia; Didelphimorphia; Didelphidae
Product: WAS/WASL-interacting protein family member 2-like
Exons: 3
Coding region: 1-939 (312 amino acids)
Source: RefSeq, a predicted model, not a curated record
AUGAAAGGAGAGGAGCCUCCCUGGCAUCCUGGAAUCCCAGAGCCCUGGGAUGGAGCCACUGAAGCACCGGUGCCUCCCGGAGGGAGCAGCGAUGGGAGCCGAGCAGGAGCUGAGACUAGGACUUACCCGGGAGCGAUGCCUGUGGGCUCUGGCGCAUGCUCCAUGAUGCAACCGACCCUAGCAUCCCAGGCCUCAGGCCUUACGGCCUCCUGGUGGCCAGCUAACGGUGGCGGUGGGAGGGGACAGUUCGCUUGGGAAUCUCAGCCCCGCUUAUCUCCCUCCCUACCCCCGUCCGUCCAUGCACUGGAAAUUGGGUGUGGGGUGGGACUGUGGCUGGGGGAACUGCCGGUCUGUCAGCUCCGACUAGGGCUGGGGAGCGGGCCUAGUCAGGCUUCCUUGGGCCCAGCUCGGGGCCUGUCCUCCCGUUCUCCCUCCCCCCCUCAGCCUCGUUCCCACUUCGGCCCAGGCACCGCCUCUUCCGCCGGCCCCUGCAGGGUCUCCUUCCCGUGCGGCGGCGGGCUACACAGCCGCCUGCCCGGCUCAGCCCCCUACGACCCACCAGCCACCCACCCAGCCCAGCCCGCCCGCCUACCAACCAACCGCCUCCAGCCGCCGCCGCCGCCGCCACCGCCACCAAGGAAACCUCCGGCUCCUCACUCAUCCUCCCCCGCCCCAUUCACCAGCCGCCGCCGCCGCCGCCGCCACCACCGGAGACCGAAGGGGGGAGCUCCCGGGGAGGGAGGGAGGGAGGGAAGGAAGGGGACGGACACCAACCCGCCAGCCCAGCCGCCGCCGCCGCCGCUGCCGCUGCCGCCCGCCGGGCUGAGGGAGAGGAGCGGGCGAGGGGAGGGGGAAGGGCGACCUCCGCCCGCUGCCGCCGCUGCCGCUGCCGCCGCCACCGCCACCGCCGCCGGCCGGCCUUCCCACUUCACCUCAUAG